GCGCCACAACUGUAGGGAUUCUAUGACUAUAUACUGAAAGGCGACCCAGGCUUGACGGGCUGAAUGGUAUACUCCUGUUCCAUUAUAUUUAUAACUUCUGAUGCAUAACGGAGACUGAACUGGGAGCUAAACUUGUAUGGCUCAGCUCCUUUCGAGUAAUCUCGCCGUUGUUCGCGAUAGUUUAGAAACAAACUGCACCAGCUCCGAGAUUUUUAGCAGAAAAACACAGGGAGACGAGGAAUACAUUUAAUAUCUGACUGAAGUGACAUGAUUCAACUUUACUCUUGUGAGCGAAGAAAAAAUUGGAGUCUCGAAAACUGUCGCUAAAGCGUCAGAAUCGUAACGCAAACUUGAGUAACCUUAGGGGAAAUAAAUUGCGGAAUCACAUGACAAGUCAGUGGGAAGGCCACGGCAGAGUGGGAAGGAUUUGUCUCUGUGGUACUAUAACAGCAAGUUGUGGAGAUCUAACGCCUCAUUUGACAAGAAAUCAACAAUGGGAGGUUGCUGUUCAUCAGUUUGUGAUUUUAUCCUGGAAUAUGAUACUCCCAGGAUCGUACUUAUUAAAAACAGGAAAGUUGGGAUCGUAAAUAGGAUCGUUCAGCUAGCAAUCCUUGCGUACGUUAUUGGAUGGGUACUUGUGUGGCAGAAAGGUUACCAAGAAUUUGAUUCCACCAUUGGCUCGGUUACAACCAAAGUAAAAGGUGUUGCCAUCACAAAUUCAUCUCCACAUGAAGAACACAUAUGGGAUGCAGCUGAUUAUGUUAUUCCUUCACAGCAAGAGAACGCCUUCUUUGUUAUGACUAAUGUUAUUCUUACCAAGAAUCAAAUGCAAGGUCGGUGUGCUGAGUUGCCAGAUGAAAGUACAAGAUGUAAAUCAGACAAUGAUUGUGCAGCUGGACAGUACAACUCCCAUAGCAAUGGGGUUUUAACUGGAAAAUGUGUCCAAUAUGAUGUAAAUGUGAAAACCUGUGAGAUUUUUGCUUGGUGUCCUCUGGAGAAUGAUACAGUUAUUCCUAAUCCUGCAAUUCUUGGAGCAGCUGAAAACUUCACAGUGUUAAUAAAGAACAGCAUUACUUUCCCUAAGUUCAGUUUUUCAAAGAGAAAUAUUUUGACAAACGCAACUGCCAGCUACUUAAGAUCUUGUAGAUUCAAUCGGAAUACUGACCCUUUCUGCCCAAUAUUUCGUCUUGGAGAUAUGGUUCAAGAAGCAGGAGAGGAUUUUCAAAAAUUAGCUGUUCAGGGUGGAGUGAUGGGAAUUUUAAUUGAGUGGAACUGUAAUUUAGAUCAAUCAUCAUCUAAGUGCAUUCCAAAAUAUGUCUUUCGGCGCCUUGACAACAAAAACUUUGCUGCAACACUAUCACCUGGGUACAAUUUUAGGUUUGCUAGAUACUUUGUGAAUUCGAAUGGAACAGAAGUAAGAAUGUUGUUCAAGACAUAUGGGAUACGAUUUGAGGUUGAAGUUUUUGGACAGGCAACAAUCUUGUGUGAUCUAAUUGUCCUGUACUUCUUAAAGAAAAGCAAAUAUUACAAAGAAAAGAAGUACAAGUAUGUUGACGACUAUGAAUUGGGGAUUGAAUCAGAAGAUUAAAGGAGCCAUAUGGAAUUCUGGAAACAAACUGACUUCUGUCCUGUGAAUCUGAAGUCACAAGACUGAUUUUCUACCUUGGCACUUGACUAACAGGUCCAUCAUAAAACUGUAAAUAUUAAUGAGUUUUAUCUGAGAGCUUGAUCAACAACUUGAAAGGGGACUCAAUUGUUUUAAAAAUGAUUAAAGACUAAACCUAUUGAACGUGA
This is a messenger RNA of Rhincodon typus (whale shark), 1794 nucleotides long. RefSeq names its product P2X purinoceptor 4-like. Lineage: Eukaryota; Metazoa; Chordata; Chondrichthyes; Orectolobiformes; Rhincodontidae. Bases 494 to 1588 code for a protein of 364 amino acids. Gene Ontology annotation, molecular function: purinergic nucleotide receptor activity; ATP binding; extracellularly ATP-gated monoatomic cation channel activity. The transcript has 11 exons. Gene Ontology annotation, cellular component: nuclear inner membrane; plasma membrane. Gene Ontology annotation, biological process: response to ATP; monoatomic cation transmembrane transport. The record is from RefSeq and is a predicted model, not a curated record.